Siniperca chuatsi (mandarin fish) is the source of this 3844-nucleotide messenger RNA. RefSeq names its product RAS guanyl-releasing protein 2-like. Gene Ontology annotation, biological process: positive regulation of GTPase activity; Ras protein signal transduction. Gene Ontology annotation, cellular component: plasma membrane. The transcript is spliced from 17 exons. Lineage: Eukaryota; Metazoa; Chordata; Actinopteri; Centrarchiformes; Sinipercidae. Gene Ontology annotation, molecular function: guanyl-nucleotide exchange factor activity; calcium ion binding. The record is from RefSeq and is a predicted model, not a curated record. The coding region runs from base 499 to 2298 and encodes 599 amino acids.
AGAUGACUGAGGUCAGUAGCUUUUACACACACACACACACACACACACACACACACACACACACAUCACAUCCAUAACUUGCUUCCGAGGGCGCCAGGAGAGGACUUGUGCGUAUUGUCGGGUUAAUGCACCGUACAAAAAAAACAAAAACAAAACAAAAAACACCCGCAUAGCUCCAUUCAGAGGACCGUCAGCAUCAACUCCGAAGGAUGAUCCGAGUGUAUCUCUUCUGAUGAGUUCUUGUGGGUUUCGAUCACCGGCGCUUCUCUCUGCAUGACCUGGUGUCUUCCCCCAGCCCCUCCGUAGCCAAACAGAGCGUUUUGAAUUCGGUGGUGCUGGUGAUGUAACGCUUUUCAUCUCAGUGCUCAUUCCACAACUGUAGCCUCCUCUCCCAGAGCAUGGGACCCUUCAAACUCUAAAGUGAGAGGCACAAGAGUCAAACCAGAGAGAGAGAGAGAGAGAGAGAGCGAAACGAGGGAAAAAUCUGAGAGGAAAGGAAUGAUGGAGUCCAUAUUAUCGGAGCAGUCGGCCACGGUGGACGAGCUGGUGGAAACGUGCAUCCAAGCCUUCGAUGAGAAGGGCGCUUUGAAGGAUGCCUCCUUGGUCCGGAUGUUUCUCAUGAUGCAACCUUGGUAUAUCCCUUCAACCGACAUGGCUAAGAAGCUAGUGCUGAAAUCUCAAGAGGAGAGCUGCACUGCUGAGCGUCGAACAAGAAUAUGCCACCUUGUCAAGUACUGGAUCUCUGAGUUUCCAGCAGAGUUCAAUCUGAAUCCAGAGCUGGCGGACCAGAUCAAAGACUUUAAAGACCUCUUGACCACCGAGGGCAACGAGCGCCAGAGUCAGCUCAUUGACCUCGAUAGUGUGCCAUCAUAUAAAUGGAAGCGGCAGGUGACUCAGCGUGUCCCAUCAAUGUCCAAAAAGAGGAAAAUGUCCCUGCUGUUUGACCACCUUGAUUCCUGUGAACUGGCUGAACACCUGACCUACUUGGAGUACAAAUCCUUCUGCAAGAUACUGUUUCAGGACUACCACAGCUUUGUGAUGCAUGGUUGCACAGUGGAUAACCCCAUCCUGGAGCGUUUCAUCACCCUUUUCAACAGCGUCUCCCAGUGGAUCCAGCUCAUGGUGCUCAGCAAACCCACCGCCCCGCAGAGAGCUGCCGUCAUCUCCCACUUCAUCAGAGUGGCACAGAAGCUGCUGCAGUUGCAGAACUUCAACACGCUGAUGGCGGUGGUGGGCGGCCUCAGCAACAGCUCCAUCUCUCGUCUCAAAGACACACAGACCCACAUCAGCGCAGAGACCAACAAGGUUUUUAACAACCUCAUUGAACUGGUGACAUCAUGUGGGAACUACAGUCAAUACCGCAAGCGUUUCUCUGAGUGCUCGGGCUUUCGAUUUCCCAUCCUCGGCGUGCACCUGAAAGACCUUAUAGCCGUGCACGUGGCGCUGCCAGACUGGGCCGACAAAGAGAAAACACGGGUCAACCUGACUAAGACCCAACAGCUGUACACCAUCCUUCAAGAGCUGGCGCUGAUCCAGACCACACCGCCUAACAUCGAUGCCAACACAGACCUGCUCAACCUGCUUACGGUGUCUCUGGACCAGUACCACACAGAGGAAGAGAUCUACCAGAUGUCUCUUCAGAGAGAACCUCGCAAGCCAGCGCAGAACUCCAGCCCCGCCCCCGCGCCUGACCCCAAGCCCACCAUGAUCGAUGAGUGGGCUGUGUCGGUGAAGCCCAACGCCGACCCGACGAUCAUCAAGAAACACAUAGAGAAGAUGGUGGAGUCGGUCUUCAAGAACUUCGACACAGACGGUGACGGCCACAUCUCCAGGGAUGAAUUUGAAGCAAUCAGGAACAACUUCCCUUACCUCAGCAAGUUUGGAGAACUGGACAAGAACCAAGACGGGAAGAUCAGUAGGGAAGAGAUGAUAGACUACUUUAUGAAAGCCAGCUCUCUGCUUAACUGCAAGAUGGGUUUCAUCCACACUUUUACUGAGGCCACCUACGUCAAGCCCACGUUCUGCGAGCACUGCGCCGGCUUUAUAUGGGGCUUCUACAAGCAAGGCUACAAGUGUAAAGCCUGCGGGGUGAACUGCCACAAGGCCUGCCGAAGCCGUCUGGCUGUCGAGUGCCGGAAGAGGACCAAGAGCAUCAGCCACGAGACGCCGCCGGCCCUCCAGGCCAGAUCCUACAGCUUCCCUCCACCUGCCAACACCCCACCGAGCCUGCAGAACACAGUAAUUGCUGAAGAGGAUAUAGAGACAGUGGAGGAAGGCGUGUUUGAUGUCCACCUAUAACCAGGAGCCUUGAACUGAGGUGUAAUUUUGAUGAACAGGCCAGUGACAGCCUCCAGCUCUCUAUUUUAGAAUCCCUCCUACGGUUGGUGUGCAAGAAGCCAAAACAGCGACUGUCGGGAGCCAGACACAGAAUGUGCUACAGUAUGUCAGUUUUACAGCCCUCAACACAGAGGAGAAAUUGCACUGAACACAAGCCAGGAUACCUACAUGCUGCCACACAGUGGACACAUACUGCAACAUCAACUCCACUCCAGCUAACUCACAUGAAUGUGAUGACCAAUGUGAAUGGAAUGUCUUUGUAUUAUUUCUAUGUAAAAUUUCUGCAUUUUGAUUCUAUGUCGGCCAAGAGUGUUAACUGUAAAACUUACUAUAUAUUCAAAAAAAUCCACAAAAUUGUAUUUUCUUGGUGGAAUGUUACAAUCAGUAAUUUAAUUUAAUUUAUAAUGAGCGCUUUUUGCUGCAAAUUGGAAUGGCUGUCUACUUUUUUCUUUAAAACAUAAAAGAGGUGCUGUUAUUGCCAAGAAUGUAUACCUGCCACCCAGACUAAGCUACUGUCUUCUUUUGAAAUACAUUUCAAUGGACCAAUAAUAGGACCAAUUUUGAUGUCAGAUAAAGUGUAGUUUAUUUGUGGUGCCCAUCUGAAGCGUUAUUACACAAGCACCCAUUUUGCCAACAAAAGAAACAGCCGAAAUGACUGUGUGGACAGUUAUAAUUAGGAUGGACUUUGAACUAUGUUAUAUUUUUGUCAUGUUUACCUGAAUAUCAGUAACUGUCCUAUAGUUAUUGCUAUUGUGUUGUUUUCAGUGUACAGUACUGUCUUUUACCAGUGCACUGAUAGAUGAUCUAUCCUCUUGCAGUAAGUACCGUGAAUGUAGCAGAAACAGUGAAAUGCUGCUGUCAGAUGAAAAACAAAUUCUUCCGAAUAAAUAUGAUGACAGCAGAGAGCAGGAAAAUGGUUAACUUCCCACUGAUUCCUGUGUCAGUUUUUGAAUGAGCUUUGGAGUCAGUAAAAAUAAAAUAAUUAAAAGAAUACUACAAAACCUGGAGUAAUGAGGCUUUUCAUUUGACAGCAGCAUAUAAAUAUUAUUACCCUGAGAAUCUGUUUAGAUGCAAGUUGUAUUUUGCUGUUUUAUCCUGCAUGCUUCUCCCUUCAUGGCUCUAUUCUUUGGCCAGACGUCUCUCUUGCUAAGGAUUUUAUAUUUUUUAAUGUUGCACGCCAAGUUAUCAUUUAUUUAGGAAACAUGAAGUCUUGAAAUUCCAGACAGAGGAAAUAUUUCUGUUGCGUUGUGCCCGUGGAGAGAUGAAUUCAGAUUUCAAGUGCCAUAUUGUUAACUGCUGGUUUGUCAUCGAAUGAGACAACUCACAUUGCUGGUAUUUAUUUUUCUGUAUAAAUAGCUAAAUAGCUGCCAGUCCUUUUGUGUUACUCCCUGUCUGACGAAGGACGUUUGUUGUCAUUCUGUGAAUGAAUCUUUCAGACUGAUGUAAUGCUACUCCUUGUGGUCCCCAGACUAUUCCCCAGUAUUAAACGCAGCAGGCAUCACUCUAA